Messenger RNA from Brassicogethes aeneus, 580 nucleotides. The record is from the annotation of a GenBank genome assembly. NCBI's taxonomy places the organism in Eukaryota, Metazoa, Arthropoda, Insecta, Coleoptera, Nitidulidae.
AUAUGUGGAGUCCUUACGUCAAGAAUGUAAAAUCCUUGUACAAGAGGGCCUGCAGGUUGGUGGAAGCGUGGUACGAUCGAAGAGAUGUCGUACGGUACGAGUUAACAUUGUUAAGAGCUAAAUUCGACGCUAACGCUUGUGUGGUAGAUCCCGAGGAGAAGAAAAUGUUGGUUAAAAGGGGCGAGGAGGAGCUGUUUUUGAAGCAACAUUGGCAUUUGAGGAAGUUCGUCAAUUCGCCAGGUGGUGUUGCCUAUGAAAGAGAGGUGCAGAGUCCUGACUGGGUUUUGGAUUAUUGGCACCCUCUGGAAAAAAUGCAGUACCCCGAAUAUUUCGCGCGCAGAGAACAAAGAAAAAUCGAGUAUGUCAAAUUUUGGACUAAAAUGUUCAGUCCAGGAGGCGAUAAUGGUGGCCAUUGUGAUACAAAACCUCCUCCUAAAGGGCGAAUUACCGAAGAAAGUACAAAAGACAAGGACGAAGAUGACAGUUGUGCCAACCAAAAGCAUUAUUAUUGAUUCAGUUUUAGUUAAAAUGUAUUUUUGUUGAAUACAAAAUACGACGUAUUGUAAUGACCGAAACCUAU